AAGAUUUCUUUAGUCUUGUGUUGUCGACCUUCCAGCUUCAGUUCAGUGACGUUUGAAUCUCACAGUGACUCUGAUGAAGGAGUCCGAGUCACAGGUCAGAGACUCGUCAGGUGACCUGGAUCAAUGACACCUGUGACACCUGAUCAGGUUCAACACGUCACAUGACUCUGAGGUUGUUCCUGAUUCUUCAGGUGUUUGUUCUCUCCUCCAGAAACAAACAGACGUCUGCAGCUCCUGCUGAGAGUCACUGACUCAGACCACAGCCGAGAAAGGUCACACCUUCACCUUCAUCUUCAUCAUCUUCAUCAUCUUCAUCAUCUUCACUGAGGUCAUCCUCCAACACACAGCAAGUGUUUUAUCAAAACAAAAGUUUAGAAUCAAGAUGAUGAAGAUGAUGAAGAUGAAGAUGCAGCCGUUCCAACAGACUGAAGGAGUUGAUCUUCAUCUUAAUGACAAAAUAAAUAAAUAAAUAAAUAAACAUCAAACAGCUGCAUGAUUUAUGACUCAUCAUCAUCUUCAUCUUCAUCAUCAGUUCCAUUCAGUGUGAGCGCGUGCAGAGCCCCUCCCUCUCUGACUCACUCUCAUAUAUAAAGUAGAAUCAGCUGCAGAUUUUCAGUCCAACUAAAGAAACGCAGACGCUCGACGAUCAGGGUGCAGCAGAGUGUGGACAUGAAGCUGAAUGUGCUGUUGUGGGUCGUGGCUCUGCUCGCUCUCCUCCUCCCUCGCUCCGCUGACUGUCGACCCUCCAUCGCUCCCACCGCCCACCGCCUCCUCCCCCAACCCCUGCUCCUCCGCCUGGGGGAGGAGUUCUCCCUCCGGCUGGGUGGAGCUGGACUUUCCUCCUCCUCCUCAGCGGUGAACCGGGUUCUGCUGCAGCUCACACAGCGCCUCCUGCAGGCCCGGGCGGAGCAGCAGCAGCAGCAGGAGGAGGAGGGAGAAGGGGAGGAGAAGGGGAAGAGGUCUGAGGAGCCUCCCAUCUCUCUGGACCUGACGUUCCACCUCCUCAGGGAGGUUCUGGAGAUGGCACGGGCCGAGCAGAUCGCCCAGCAGGCCGACAGCAACCGCAGGAUGAUGGACACGUUUGGAAAAUAAGAAUCCUCACUUCCAGAGUUUUCAUCUGAUCAGAGCCUGUUUCUGACGCUUCACGAAAUAAUUUUAUUUAUUCAUACAUUCAAAACAAACAAAUCAACAAUAAAGUGCAGAAAACAAACAACUGAAAUAAAUUAUUAAUUAAAUAAUUUUUUUGUUCUAUAGAAACUAAACUUUCAGCUGUUUUGACAUUUCAUAUCUGGAGGAUAAAAAUACAAAUUAACAAACACUUAAAUCAAUACAGAAUUAUGUAAACAAAGAUUUUAAUAAAAACAUAGAAGCUACAAUUUAAAUUCAUACAUUUGUGCAUGUUGGAAAUUAAUUGGAAAAUAAAUUAUACAUGUUUAUUUCUGCAUAUUUAUUUUAUUUUUGUAUUUGUUUCUGUAGAAAUAGAUUAAAUACAUUAUUUUCUUAAUAAUUACCAAACUGUGUUUAUUUAAUGUUGCAUUUAAUUAUUAAUGGAUCAAUUAAAUCAUUUAUUUAUAUUAUAUAUUGAUGAAUUAGUCAUUUUUCAUCCUCCAUAUUCAGCUGUGUUUCAGUUUUGUGGUUUUUAAAGUAGUUUUUUUUCAUAUUAAUAUUUAAAUGUGUAAAAUCAGAUGUUUGCUGUAAAUGUCAACAGUCUGAUGGAUCUGUCUAAUACCUGGAUUCUCUAAUAAAUGUGUGUGUGAGCAUC
Messenger RNA from Lates calcarifer (barramundi perch), 1762 nucleotides. Its product is annotated as corticoliberin-1. NCBI's taxonomy places the organism in Eukaryota, Metazoa, Chordata, Actinopteri, Centropomidae. The coding region runs from base 670 to 1092 and encodes 140 amino acids. Gene Ontology annotation, molecular function: hormone activity. The transcript is spliced from 2 exons. The record is from RefSeq and is a predicted model, not a curated record. Gene Ontology annotation, cellular component: extracellular region.